Messenger RNA from Penicillium verrucosum, 396 nucleotides. RefSeq lists its product as uncharacterized. The transcript has a single exon. The record is from RefSeq and is a predicted model, not a curated record. NCBI's taxonomy places the organism in Eukaryota, Fungi, Ascomycota, Eurotiomycetes, Eurotiales, Aspergillaceae. Bases 1 to 396 code for a protein of 131 amino acids.
AUGGCUAUUCCUCAACAAACCGCCUCAGUCACCAUGGCUGUAGCCCCGGCGAUGAUCACUCAAAGCCCAGAGCUCUGGUGCCCGAAUGGACAAACCGCUGUCUACACGACGGACUGUACAAUGGGAACCCCAGUUUCGUACUGUUUCAGCCCGGAGCCUCCGAUCAAGUGCUCACAGGGCUUCUUCCCGUCAGUUUGGCAUCCAGAUCAUUGUAUGGAAGAAUCGACUUGUUUCCCACUCAGCGAACCCUGGAUCACCACCGAGUGCUCGAAUGGGGCUGUUCCGUAUUCGACGUCGACUAUAUAUGAGGGUACUUUGGCGGGAGGAGAAUCAACUGUCAUUAGUGGUGAGUUUCUUGUUUCUACUCUAUUUUAUGACGCAAAGGUUGAGCGCUGA